GAAGACAGUUUAAGGAGACAAUGGGAACUGGCAGUGAAACGGGAAGGUUUUGUGCCAACUAAGACGUCCGUGCUCUGCAGUGAGCACUUCAAGACAGAUGACUUUGACAGGACAGAGCAAAUUGUCCGUCUGAGAGAGGGAGUCAAACCAUCUGUCUUUAACUUCCCAUCCUAUUUACAAAAGGUAUGUGUGGAAUCAAGUACAGUACACUUUCUGAUGUUAAAAACUUCCUUAAAAUGUUGUUUAUGUUUCUUACAUUUUAGCAAGUACGAUCAAGGAAAACAACAACAGAAAGCAGAAGAGAGCCUGCCAGUGGACUUGCCUCAGCAUUUCUGUAAAGCUGAACCUCAUUCUACUGUUGACCACAAUUAUGCCUUGCCUGCUUCUCCCACUCUUCUCAAGGCCAGACUUAAUGAAGCUCUGGCUAGAGUGGAAAGUCUGGAGCGUGAGAAGAGAAACAGCAUGCUCCGGGAGCGAAGGGUGAAGAAAAACGUUCAUGCUCUUCUCGAGGAUCUUCAGGAAAAAAACAUCAUAAAUGAAGAGCUUAAAGACAGGCUUGAAUGCUACUCAGAUCUUCGGGUAGACCUCUUGGCAAAGAAGGGCCAUGAGUACACCAGAGAGCAAAGGGAGUUUGCCCUCACGCUACACCUUUAUGGCCCAAAGGCAUAUACAGUAGUUACCUGAGAGAGUCUCAGCAUCUUCCUCUCCCACAUCCCCAUACAUUGCAACGGUAUUCUUCAUGUUCAUGUUCAACAUAUAGGUGCAGAGAGUUUUGAAAUUUAAGCUGUUGUGUGUAGUUGUGUGGCUGCAGGUAUGGCUAUCACAUACAUGAACCACUUUAAUUGUAUGGACUAUAUUUUGUGACAAACAGUGGAAACUACCGAUUUACAAGCUCACAUCAAAAACACAUCACUGUUCAGAUACAUUUUGAACUUUCAGAUAUGCUAUUUUCUGUUUAUUUUGUUUGUUUGUUUUUUGGUAAGGGUUAUAGUGGUCAAAUUACUACAUUUUAUUCCUCAAAGGUGGCUGACUUCAGUUGAUGACAAGCCUGGCCUCUAUAAGACAAUGCUGGACAUGCUGGGAAGAAGAUGUGAGAAAGACCAGACCAAAUAUGGAUUGGUGACUUUGAUUCUGGACGCCAUGGCCAUAAAGGAACAUGUACAAUACAAUCCCCAAACCCAAGCAAUGUCAGGGUUUGUGGACAUGGGGGACUGAUGCAGUGAGACAGAUGUUGCCUCUGAGGCUCUGGUUUUCAUGGUAGUUGGCCUACAAGGGCACUGGAAAGCUCCAGUUGCCUACUAUCUGACCAGUGCUCUUUCACCAGAAACACUGAAGGUCUUAGUGGUUCAUGCACUGAAGGAACUUCAUGCUCGUGGUCUGAGAGUGAUGUGCAUGACAAUGGACGGACAUGUAUCUAACAUCAGCAUUAAGAUUAACAGCAUUACAGCAUUAACUCGGCUGCAAUCUAAAGGGAAACCCACGCGAACCUCUGAAGACCUCCUUUGCACAUCCAGUGACUGGUGAAAGAGUGUUUGUCAUGAUGGAUGCCUGCCACAUGCUGAAGCUUGCACGCAACAUGUUACAGGUAAAAGCUGAUGUUCUAGGCUUACUCCAGUCAUGCAAGUCAUGUCUGUACUUGUGUGAGGAUACUUGUAAUCAGUGGCGGCUGGUGGUGAAAUUUGUUGGGUGGGCUAACAAAUGCAUAAUACCAAUUAAAUGGUUAACACAGCUGCAAAAGCAACGUCACCUAUGAUACACACAGUUACAUCAAUUACAGGUACACUAUACUUUUUUAGUGCUCUACAUCAACACUCUCUCUCACUCACUCACACACACACACACACACACACACACACACACACACACACACACACACACACACACACACACACACACACACACACACACACCACUACAAAACAUGUUCCAACUGCAACGACUGCCCACAGAUAGCCUGCUGCAACUGUCUUAUUACAGCCAUUUGGCGACAUGUAGUGCAAAACACUCCUUCAGUACAACAGAUGACCUCAGCAAAAACAAGGUGUCACAGUCCUUUAACGGGUCAUCAUGGGCCUACCUUAUUUGAAAAGAAGCUCACAUCGACGGCCGAUGUGAUCCCAGUCCCUUAACUUCCAGCUUUUCCUCCAAAGACAUUGAGGAAAAUGGACAUGAAAGCAAAUAAUCCACCUCAUUCAUGCAAACGCCCGCCAUAGCUUAACCUUUUCUCCCUCCUUCCCAACUCUGGCACAAAUAGCAGCACCGCUGCGUCAACUCACUGCUAUUGGUCAAAGUCGAGGCCUGUGGGCUGACUGAAGUUAGCCCAAAUUAUCAGUAAAUCACAGGGGCGGGACAUGACACCUGUCAAUCACUGACAAGAACGAAAUGAAUGAAAGCCACCACUGUGUUAACUCGCUGUUAUUGGUCAAAAGUCAGUGGCCUGUGGGCUGACUGAAUUUAGCCCAAAUGAUCAGUAAAUUGCAGGGGCGGGACAUGACACCUGUCAAUCACUUACAAGAAAGAAAUGAAUGAAAGCGGACUGUGUCUGCUGGGGCUGUAAAAAAUACGCCCAUUUAGAGAUAUUCUAUGUUUUUCUUUUGACCAAUUGGUGCUGUUGCUACCUUUGUUUUCACCUAAACUUAAAACAAUCUGUUGUAAGUUAUUUAAAAAAUAAUGUUCUCAUCUUUUUUGUGUUGGCCUGGGAGGGCUUAGCCCUGUUAGCCCAUUUAUACCAGCCGUCCCUGCUUGUAAUAGGGAUUCUAAUUCUGAUUUUGAAGGAAUACAGCCCAAUACUGAGCACCACUGGCCCCAUCAACUGGAAGUUCGUCAUUGAUCUCAACAAUGUUCAGACGAAGGAUGGACUGCAUCCUGCAAACAAGAUCACGCACAAGCAUGUCCAUUUCGACAACCAGAAGAUGAAGGUGUCCCUGGCUGCGCAGACAUUGAGUCGCUCAGUGGCAGUGGCUCUCCGAAUGCUAAGAGACCUGGGCCACUCACAGUUUCAAGACUGUGAAGCAACAGCUGAGUUCAUUGAGGUAAUAUGCUUAUGGAUGUGCAUAGGGCCAUAGAAGGAGUAGAGGGAAGUUCCAAAAACUGCCACGUUUAACACGUUUACUGAAGUGAAUAGUUUUUGAAUUUUGAAUAGAUUAAUUAAUUUAAUAUGAUACAUGUUGAAACACUGUUAUGGAGAUGAUUUUACUUGCUUAAAAGAUGAUGCAGAUAUUUGUUUUUAGAUGAUUGACAGACUCUUUGACGUCUUGAACAGCCGCAAUCCCCAUGCCAAAGGAUUCAAAGCUCCCCUUGGGGCUUUGAAUUGGGUGGAGAGAGUGGGUUUCUUGUUGAGAGCCAGGGAGUAUUUGCUCAGAUUGUCAGUGAAAGAUGCCACACCCCUUCACCGAUCAAAGAGGUCUUCUAAAAUAGUGACUAUACUGUUUGCAUGACAUAAGUUCAUUCAAUACUCAGUUCCAAUGUUCUGCAUCAAGUUCAUAUGAUGCCAUGUUUUCUUGUUCUGAUUCAGGUUUUAAUUAUUCUUUUUUUCCCUGUAUGCAGUGUUUUUUAGUUGUUGGAAGUAACUUUUGAUCUGUGUUUCUUCAGGUCUUACAGGUGUCAAUAUGGUAUGCAGCAGGUAAGAUGGCACCCACUGUUACUAACAUCUGUGUGUGAUACGGUGUGCCUUGUCCCGAUUUUUUUUUUUUUUUUUUGCUGUCUGCAUGUUUUUCUAUUUGAAUUGUUUAAUGUUUUUCAAGUCCAGCGAUAUGUCUGUACCUACCGGUUCAGCCAAGAUCACUUGGAGCUUCUCUUUAACUCGAUCAGAGCAUCAGGUAGGGUUCAUAUUUUACAAUCAGAAAAAAAACAGAAAAUAUUUUGCUGUAGUUGGUGUGUGUGUGUGUGUGUGUGUGUGUGUGUGUGUGUGUGUGUGUGUGUGUGUGUGUGUGUGUGUGUGUGUGUGUGUGUGUGCGCGCACGCGCGCGCAUGUGUGUGUGUGUGCGCGUGUGUGUGUGUGUUUUUCCUUAAGGGGGCUGGAACAACAAUCCCUCUGCCAGCCAGUUCCAGGGCAUCUUCCGGCGCCUGAUGGUCCGAUGUGGUGUCUCACCAAGUGGGCUCGGCAAUGUGGCAGCACAGGAUGACACCGUGUCACUGUCUGCUGUGGAGAUGUCCUCUGCCGAAACUGCCGAAGAACUCUCUCCCCCAUUUGUUAACUUUGUAGCCAUCGUGUCUGACCACAGCUACCUUCCCACGCGUUUUGGUGGUCUUGUGGACAAUGCACUAGUCUACAUUGCAGGUUUUGUUGUUCGGCAGCUUCUGAGAAAUCUCUCUUGCGACAUGUGCCAUGCCAGCCUGGUGCGUGACGCCGUACCCUCAUCACAUGAUGAGAACUACCACCUACUUGUGCUCAAAAAUAAUGGUGGGCUGAUGAUUCCAUCAGAAGGCACAGUCAAGGUGGUGAGAGCAGCAGAGCGAGUGAUUCGCCAGGGCCACUCCGGCGUAGCUCCUAAGGUGUCAGUGGUCCUGCACGUGGUCCGUGAGGAGAUUGGCACAGAUGAUGUGUUUUUGCUUGGGGAACAUAUUGGAGACACACAAUUUGGCAUCGACAAUCACUAUUCAAACUUAGUUAAACUAGUAGUGUCUGUGUUCCUCAGAAUUAGGAUGUACCACGUUGCAAAAAUCAUCACACUGAAACACCAGAGUGGCAGCACAAGGAAGAAACUGUGCAAAACAGUUCUCUUCCAGGGGUAUUAGGUCAAUGAAAUGCUUGUAAAUACUCUUGUACAUAGUUUUCUGGGAGGAUUGUUUAUGUUCUUGUUCCUUGAAUAUUUCAGUUCUUUGGCUAACAAUGCUAAUGAUGAUGAUAGUGAUAUAAUAGUAAUAGUAGUAGUAAUAAUAAUAAUAAUGAUAAAAAUGAUAGUAAUAAUCGCAGUAAUAAUAGUAAUGAUAAUAAUAAUUAAUAUAAUAGUAAUAGUAGUAGUAGUAGUAGUGAUAAUAAUAAUAAUACUAAUAAUAAUAGAAGUAAUAGUAAUAAUUAUAAUAAUAAUACUAGUAACUGUAAUAUAAAAAUAAUAAACAAUAAUCAUACAAUAUUAUAGGAAUAUAAUGAUAAUUAUAUGAAUAACAAUAACAGUAAUACAGUAGUAGUACAAUAAUACAAAAAUAAUAAUUGUACUCCAAUGCAAUGUAAAGCUGUUAAUGUAAAGUCAAUAAAACCUGAGCACAUCUGAAUGUUUUCUCUUUUUUGUUUAUUUUUUCUGUUUAUAUCUAUCUGUCUAUCUAUCUAUCUAUCUAGCACAGGGGUCGGCAACCCGCGGCUCCGGAGCCGCAUGCGGCUCUAUCAGCCCUCUGUUGUGGCUCCCUGUAACUUUGGAAAAUAAAUUGUUCUGCCUUUCAGGCGCGUUUCAAUGCAUUUUAAUAUAGAGUUUUAUUGUGAAAUUACCGCUCUUAUUUUGACGUGUCACUCUACCGGAUGUGCUGCUGGGGUUUUCCCCUGGCUGGGACAUGAGAGCGCAAGGUUGAUGCAGAGGAGAUGGAGAAGCAACGCCUGUAGUUUCACAUCGUUUUGUACUCAAGAAUGGCAAGCCUGUAUAUUAAAGCUCCACUCCAAGAAAGACACGUCUUGUCUUUGAGUCAAAAGUACUCGUGAU
This is a messenger RNA of Acanthochromis polyacanthus (spiny chromis), 5633 nucleotides long. Its product is annotated as THAP domain-containing protein 6-like. The transcript has 4 exons. The record is from RefSeq and is a predicted model, not a curated record. The annotation marks the transcript as partial. Lineage: Eukaryota; Metazoa; Chordata; Actinopteri; Pomacentridae.